AUGGUUUGGCCAUUAAUCCUAGAUGCAGAUCUUGAGUCCUUGACCAAUGAAAUUCAGCAAUUACCAACGAACAGUAGCAGUGAAUUAUUUAAUGACGCUCAAAUUUCCGUUUACCUUUCUAUCAAAAAACUAAAGAUAUACUUGCCAAACGACGGCAAGAAAUUGAUAACGUGGGCAUACACGGUCCUUAGUAAAAGAAUUCCAAAAAAUGAUGCGAAAAGCAAUACAGCAAAGAAUAUUACACACAUUAUGAGAGAUAAAAUCAACAGGGCUAUGGUUGAGCUUAUAUCUGAAUCUGUUGCCUUUCUUGAAGCUACAAGAGAAAGAGCUCUUGAUACUCUCUUUAAUUUGGUCACCACUUCAGUUGAAUCGACCAACACAAUGAGUUGGUUGAUCUGUUUUACUAUAAACGGUCGUCCUUCUUUACUCAUACCACGUCUCCAUCAAUAUUUGAUACGUGGAUUAAAAGUUCAUCAAAAUCCAUUUAUGGACUCUGGCUUGGAACAUUGUACAGAUGAACAGAAAAAAUUGGCUAUUUUAGGUAGCAAAGUCUUUGCCUAUCUACUUGAACAGCAAAACACUAUAGCUCGAAAAUCUGUAAUCAAUUUAUUCGAAGAGUAUUUUGCUCAAAUGCACACAAGACAAAAUCAUAGCAUGGAAUUAGACACAACGUCUUCUGCUUGUUGGACCGAAAUAUUCAAGAGAUUAGUCGAGAAUGAUUCUGCUGGGACUAUGUUUAUGUAUGAACGUGAUUCAGAGUACUCUCGAAUAUAUACACCAGCAGGCAGAGAAAUAAGUAUCGUUAGUGUGUUUCCUCAGUGGCUAUCAAAUGUUGCGUUUAGCAAGGAUAGCCUUAUUAUGAAACACGCCCUGGAUGUCGCCGUUAUGUUGGACACAAUGGCGUAUGACCCCCGCCUCAAUCUGGCCCAUCUAAUACCGGCUGGUGAUAAAUCGAUUCUGGACUCCAUGAGACCUUCUUUUGAUCAAUUAGAUCUCCAACCCUCGUCUAUAGAUCUCGUAAAUUGGACAAUAUCCAUAUUGGAGUCCAAGUCACACGUGCGUGGAACUGAUAGUCUAAAGAUCGCACUCUUUUUGAUGCAAUUGAUUAUAUUCAAAUGCGAUACAGAAGAAAAGGCAGCCGAGAUGCUUGUUAGCAUAAUUACCCAAUUGGACAAACCUAAUGCUAAAACAGAAUCAAGUAGUGGUACCCGCUACUUGGUUUUGAACCUUGUAGCUUCUGCGGAGACAAAAUGGCCUAAUGUAUUUCAGGUUGUUUUGGAAAAGAUAUUCUCUCAUGCUAUUGCUCUUCACAUCGCAGAUAGUGAAGGAUCUGUCAGUGUCGAGAAGAUCCUCGGAAAUUUAGCUAUGCUGUUUGAGGAAACAGGCGAAGCAUAUGGACCAGAUGGGACAAGGCCAGGAUUUAGCUCUUUUCAAAUGUAUAUUGUUGAUCAUUGGCAACAAGUUUUACUCUUGUUUGUGAGCCAUCCAUCAAUGGAAUGCAGAGCUAUGGGAUACCGUGUGUUGGCCAAUUCAAAACUGUGGGAGCAUACCGGAUCUAAUAUUCAGCCAAUCCAGAUAUCAAAGAUGUUGACAGAAGCGUGGUUUAGGCACAUGAAGCAUAGGUUUCUACGCAUCACGCCUCAAGAACGUGAAGAAGAAGUGUCAGUCUUGGAAGAACUUGAGCGUCUGAGUAAGGAAACUCGCGUGGUUGUUGGAUGCUGUCAGACCCUUGUUCUGGCAAAGUCUAUCCUAUGCCUUGCCCUGGACUGUAUUAUGCAAGGAGCUCUAGAAAUCUUCCCUGCAGUAGAUCCAAAUGUCCUGCAGAGAGAAAAGACCAAUCUAUUGGACAAGGUCAGGGAAAAUAAAUCUGCAACGGAGAUCAGGUCCCAGCCAGUAAACCGGCCGCCUCGGUUUAUAACCACGACAGAUCUGUUGAAUGGAGAACUGGAUUUCAGGGAUAAGACUUAUAUAGACAACAUUGAGCGUACAGCAAGCCUUUUUUACAGCUUCCGUGAUUCCAAAGAUACCACACGAGACCACCCUGCUUUAUUCUUGAUUAUUGAACAAUGCUCAGCUAUAGCCGGCUCUCCUAUUAACGAUACCACGCGCAGUAUAUUGGUGUACUUCAUUGCAUUCUGGCACAUGCCUGAAGUUGCCAAGGAGACAACGACCUUGAAAUAUGCCACACAGCUAGAAGAAACUUGUAGAAUCAUGAUGCUAUUGAAAGCGCAUCUCCCUUUACCUCUCCAGCCUGCCUACAAGAUUUUUGCAUUUGUUUCUGCCCAGGACCUUGGUGAUAUUCUUUAUCAAGCUAUUUGGCCCUACAUUAGAUGGCAUCCAAGUGCUUCAGAUAUGGAUAUCCCUGGAUUGGGUCCUACUGCUGCCCCUUCUCAAGACACCCUUCGUACUGAAUCAGAAUUGACAAACCAGUGCAUGAAAAAGUUGGCACUAGUUUACAACCGACGACUAAAGAAGCUAGAGUGUGCUCCCUUGUGGCAUGCAGCCCUGCAACAAGUAGGACGUGACCUGUCUUUAGAUGUCAAUGAAACUACUGCGUGA
Molecule: messenger RNA, 2559 nt
Organism: Phycomyces blakesleeanus NRRL 1555(-)
Lineage: Eukaryota; Fungi; Mucoromycota; Mucoromycetes; Mucorales; Phycomycetaceae
Exons: 14
Coding region: 1-2559 (852 amino acids)
Source: RefSeq, a predicted model, not a curated record